CAGGCGACGAAUUAAAAUAUGGUCUAAUAGCACAAAGGACUCACUAAAAACACUUAUGAAAACCUCAUUCGCUAUUGACAAAGCCAAUUGCAUCUAUGACGUUCGCCCCCGAUUCUGCUCCGUCACAACAAUCACAGUUCGCUCCAAGUCGCGACCGACAGCACUAUGAUUCUAGAAUUCUUUAUAUUCAUCCUCACUACCCUUGUAGUGUACUAUGUCUACAUAUAUAAGAAACUCCACAAAUAUUUCGAGAAAAAAGAUGUUAAGUACGUCCCUGGUGUGCCAAUUUUCGGCAAUGUUAUGAAGAACACGUUCUUAAAAAACCAUUUUGUGGAUGACCUGAUGAAUGUGUAUAACGCGUUUCCAGAUGAGAGGUAUAUAGGGUUCAUGGAGUUCACAUUGCCAAUAAUACUCAUCCGUGAUCCUGAGCUCAUCAAGAGCAUCACCGUCAAGGACUUUGAACACUUCACCGACCACCGCGAGUUCUUCACUGAGGAGUCCGACCCCUUAUUCGCAGGGAGCCUUCUAUUAAUGAAAGGUAACAAAUGGCGUGACAUGAGGACAACACUGAGCCCAGCUUUUACUGCAUCCAAAAUGAAACUAAUGAUGCCGUUUAUUUUAGAAAAUACUAACAACAUUCUUGAGUUUUUGGAAGAAAAUCAAUUCAAAGAGGUAGAUGUUGACGAUUUCGUUCGAAGAUACACGAACGACGUCAUCGCGUCAGCAGGCUUCGGUCUUCAAGUCAAUUCUUUAAAAGAUAAAAACAACGAGUUUUAUAAAAUUGGCAGUACCAUCUUCGAAUUUACCUUAUGGCAAAGGCUUAUGCUCAUCUAUAUUACAAUGUUUCCCGAAUUAUCCAAGAAAACCAAAUCCCGGGUAUUCCCAGAUGAAACAUACAAAUUCUUCAAGGAUAUUGUGGUUUCAACAAUGGAGUAUAGGAAAAAGGAAAAAGUAGAGCGACCGGACAUGAUACAGUUGCUAAUGGAAACUCCAAAAGAAUGGACACCAGAAGAAAUCAUUGGCCAAGUAUUCAUAUUCUUCGCAGCAGGCUUCGAGACUUCAGCCACAGCUUUAGUGAUGACCAUCCACGAACUGGCAAUCAACCCAGGCGUCCAAAAUAAGUUGUAUAAUGAGAUAAAAAGUUUCAGCGAACAGAAGGAACUAACCUUUGACAAUCUCAGCGAACUUAAAUAUCUCGACUGUGCGUUUAAUGAAACCCUAAGAAAAUGGUCUCCAGCGAUCAUAUUGGACAGAACCUGUGUGAAAACCUACGAGUUACCGCCGUCCAGAGAAGGAGGAAAGCCUUGUGUUUUAAAUCCCGGCGACGUUGUAUACAACAUGGUAAACUGCUUGCAAAUGGAUCCCAAAUAUUUUCCUGAUCCCGAGGUCUAUGACCCUGACAGAUUUUCUGAUGAGAAUAAGCAUAAAAUCAAACCAUUCACUUACAUGCCAUUCGGAUCUGGACCAAGAAUUUGUAUUGGUAUGAGGUUUGCGAUGAUGGAACUCAAAGUACUCAUGUACCACAUCUUACUGAAGUACAAGAUCGUGAAAACUGUGAAGACAAUGGACCCGUUAGCUCUAAAGGCUCACAAUUUUAACAUCAGGGCUGCAGAAGGCACCUGGGUUAAAUUUGAGAAAAGGCUACAUAAUUUAUGUAGGUGUAAUAUACCAUAUCAUAUGUUCCUCUCCCUCAACGGUUUGUCCGCUAGUUCACUACGGGACGCGGACGAUAGCACUAUGAUUCUCGAAAUAAUAAUAUGUCUCGUCACUACCUUAGUGGGAUACUAUAUUUGGAGUCACAAACAGUUACAUAAAUAUUUUGAGGAAAGAGGUGUGAAAUAUGUACCCGGUAUACCGCUUUUUGGAAAUGCCUUGAAAAGUACGUUCGUCAAAAGGCAUAGUUUGUACGAUCUGUUGGAUGUUUAUGCUGCGUUUCCGGAUGAAAAAUAUGUAGGGUAUAUGGAACUUACAGUACCAAUAUUCUUGAUCCGUGAUCCAGAAAUAAUCAAGAGCAUUACCAUCAAGGAUUUUGAUCACUUCACCGACCACAGGGAGUUUUUCACUGAGGAUUCUGACCCUCUGUUUGCAGGCAGCCUAUUUCUCAUGAAAGGUGAAAAAUGGCGGGAAAUGAGGACUACACUGAGCCCUGCGUUUACUGGAUCCAAAAUGAAAUACAUGUUACCAUCUAUUGUAGAAAACAGUCAUAAUGUUUUGGAAUACUUAAGUGAACAUCAGUCACAGGAGAUCAAUGUCGAUGAUUUAGUUCGUCGUUACACUAAUGACGUCAUCGCCACAGCGGGCUUUGGUCUUCAAGUUAAUUCUUUCAAGAACAAAGACAACGAGUUCUUCGAAAUUGGUAGCAAUAUAUUCGAGUUUGACUUCAAGCAAAGAAUUUUCAUGAUGUUUACUUCGCAAUUCCCUAGCUUAGCGAAGAAAUUCGGUACACGCUUAUUCCCGGAUAAAACGUACAACUUCUUCAGGAACAUUGUGUCAUCCACCAUGGAAUAUAGAAAGAAAGAGAAAGUGGAACGACCUGACAUGAUUCAGUUACUGAUGGAAACCCCUAAAGAAUGGACUGCAGAAGAAAUAAUUGGUCAAGUGUUUCUCUUCUUUGCUGGAGGUUUUGAAACAACAGCGUCAGCUAUUGCUAUUUCAAUUCAUGAAAUGGCAAUAAACCCUGACGUUGAAGAUAAAUUGUAUCAGGAAAUCAAAAACUUCAACGAAAAGAAUGAGCUUACAUUCGAUAAUAUUAACGAUCUUAAGUAUCUGGACUGUGUCGUCAAUGAAACUUUAAGGAAAUGGAGUCCAGCUAUAUUGAUGGACAGAAUAUGCACGAAAACUUAUGAACUGCCCCCGCCAAGGGAGGGUGGAAAGCCUUGCGUAUUGAAUCCUGGAGACAUAAUUUACAACAUGGUCAACUGCUUACAAUUGGACCCGAAAUAUUAUUCUGACCCAGACGUCUAUGACCCUGACAGGUUUUCUGAUGAGAACAAGCAUAAAAUUAAACCAUUUACUCACAUGCCAUUUGGAUCCGGGCCAAGAAUUUGUAUCGGUAUGAGGUUUGCGCUGAUGGAAGUGAAAGUAUUUUUGUACCAUGUAUUGCUGAAAUAUAAAAUCGUCCGAUGUGAUAAGACGACGGACCCUAUCACACUGAAAGCUCACAAUUUUAACAUCAAGGCAGCGAACGGAUCCUAUGCUAAAUUUGAAAAGAGAGAAUAACGUUUUACGAUACAGGAAGACAUUGAUAUGAUUUAAUGUGCCUUCUUUUUGUACUACCUAGAAUUUAUUGUAUGUAUUAUCUAGGAUAAGUGUAAUAAAUCUGCAGAAAUAAAGAUUACUACCAAGCAAUAUA
Molecule: messenger RNA, 3352 nt
Organism: Trichoplusia ni (cabbage looper)
Lineage: Eukaryota; Metazoa; Arthropoda; Insecta; Lepidoptera; Noctuidae
Exons: 17
Coding region: 166-3219 (1017 amino acids)
Molecular function (GO): monooxygenase activity; iron ion binding; heme binding
Source: RefSeq, a predicted model, not a curated record